Messenger RNA from Exaiptasia diaphana, 1879 nucleotides. Its product is annotated as juxtaposed with another zinc finger protein 1-like. The transcript has a single exon. Lineage: Eukaryota; Metazoa; Cnidaria; Anthozoa; Actiniaria; Aiptasiidae. The record is from RefSeq and is a predicted model, not a curated record. Gene Ontology annotation, cellular component: nucleus. Bases 10 to 675 code for a protein of 221 amino acids.
CAGGACAAGAUGGCCGCGUUUUAUCGCUACUCGUGUUUAUGGCACGGUUGCGGGAAACAGUGUGGCUCUUUACUCGAUUUGAUAGACCACAUYGAGCUUGUACAUAUCGAGAAAGAUCAGAGAAUACUUGAAAAGCAAGAAUCUUCUUCUCCAGCCGCUCUUCCUCUGUCGUACAUCAACUGUUUCUUCACCGAAGCGGCUCGCCGGGCUCAACAAAAAGAACAUGAACAAAUUAAUGACACUUCAACGCCAAAUACAGAACAUACUAUAAAAAAGAAGCGACCUACAUCGCCUAAAAUGACUUUUCAUACUAUUGGUAACUCAGAGGCUUUCGACAUUGGGGACGAAGAUGGGAAUAUGAGCGAUAAAAGUGACGAAUCGUGGAGUUCCGAUCAGAGUUUCCCAAGCGACUUCAUAUUGAACGCUCAAGUAGUUGCAGUGGACGGAGGCGAAGGAAAGAGAUACGUUUGUCCKGUCGCUGGUUGUGGAAAGCGCUACAAAAACGUUAAUGGUAUUAAGUAUCACGCUAAAAAUGGACAUAAAAUUCAUAAGAAGGGAGAACAUAAGGAGAAAAAGGCUCAUAAAUGUCACUGUGGAAAGAGCUAUAAAAGUCCUAGUGGACUACGGAACCACAUGCAAUCACAGCAUUCCUCAUUCACCACACUACCCCAUUAAAUAUUUAAUUGUCCACUAUUUAUUGAAUUUGCAAAAGAUAUAGGAAGAUGAGUAGAAAUAGAAUUGAAAGAUUUUACUUAGGACACGUUAUUUGAAGAUUUGUACAUAUUGUUUGCACCUUGAACUUCCGCAAGACGCAGUUUGACAACCGAAAAUGGAAGUUACUUUGUGWAAUUCACGAUAUUAUGUCUGCACGUGGAAGCGAUGUAACGAAAAGUUGGUAUUGUGCUGUAUUGUAUGGUAUAUAGUAUUAUGUAAGACCUUACUUUCACCCCACUUCAAUAGACUGGYAACUUCGCACUUAUUUAUGGAGUGUAAACAUGAUUAGCGACACUGUCAGUGAACUUACGUUUGCUCAGAUAGUUUCCACAAUACUUCAAAAAUAUAGCUAUUUUAUCAUUUUUAUUGUAAUUAUUUACAUUCUUUUAAUGUAGAAAAACAUCUGCUCAUGUUGAAAUUAACAAGGGCUUUGAAAUGAACAAGUAAUUACCGAUUCCCUGGGGAUAACGAUGUAGUCUUCCAUGAUCAGUUAUUGUCUGGGUAAUUGUGUAUCCUGGUGACAUAAUUACGAUUCAAAUGGGACAUUUUUUUUUGCUGUUAGUGUUUUGUUACCAAGGUUAUACGUUCUAUUUUUGAUUUGCAAACUUUUUAAUAGUAAUCAAAAAAUAAUGCUGUCUCUUUGAAAAAUCACAGUACUGCAGUCGUCUUAUAGAUAUAAUUUUUAUUCAUUGAAUUAUUCUGUUUCUCUAAAGUAAAAAGAAAACUUUUUAAUAUUAUCACAUGCACAUCAUAAAAUGAAUCUUGAAUCAUCAGUCGUAACUUUCAUGCAUKGAAAUCAAAAAUCAACUAAUCAUGGAAAUCAUGGAAUGUCCAAUAAUUGAAAAUUAUUUGAGUACUWCAUCAGUCUAUGUGUGUCUUUUUCCAGAUUUUAUUUUGCAAAUGUUUGAUUCUUGGGUGCAAAUGAAURAUAAGUGUGUUAUCAAGUACUAGUAACUAUUUCUUCCAAGAAAUUUUAAAUUUUAGAUUUAAAUUAUUUUGUAACUUAUUAUAUUAUAUUGUAACUUAUUAUUUAUACAGAGAGAUUGAUUAUUUGCUUACUAGAUGUAUAGUAAGUCACCAUGUAAUAUUGCAGUCACUAAGAUUAUUAAAUAUUAUCUACAUCUUGCUUACAAAGCAAAAGAAAAUAAAAUCAUUGUAUAGAAUA